AUGUUGCUCUCCAGAAUACAGUCUUCUUGGCUUCCAAUGACCCUGAUUGCAAUUGACUUUCUCAUUCUUGUCAAUGCCGAUAUGUCCACAUUCAGCAAAUGUCAAUCACCUACUUUAGAUCCGCUCACAGACUGUCCCUCAAGCUCAAUUUUGGUUUCUGCCACUGAUAGCAAUGCAAACUUCACUUCCAUCCAAUCAGCGAUACUUUCCCUGGAUGAAACAACCCCAUCAACAAUCCUUAUUCUUCCAGGAAUAUACAAUGAACAACUAAAUGUCACAAGGUCCGGACCUCUCACACUUCUUGGCCAGAUCAAAAAUACCAACCAGCAGAGUGAGAACACAGUCACGAUCUCAUGGGCAUCCGCAAAUCAAAACAAUGGAAUAUUUACGGAUAAUGCGUUUACUUCGGUAUUGACAGUUGCUCCGACUCUGGAAGCUAGUCUCACGGGAGCUGGCCCCACUGGAUACGCAGUCCCAGAAAAUACACCUUUUGGAAAUAUUGAUUUCAAAGUGUAUAAUAUCGAUUUCAGAAACGUUUUCUCCGAAAAGAGUGAUGGGCCAUCAUUGGCAGUCAGUGUUAGCAGAGCGAAUGCUGGGUUUUAUUAUUCUGGGCUCUACAGUUAUCAAGAUACCGUAAGUACUCCGCUUUCUUUGCUUGACAUGUUUACUGAAAGCAAAACACAGGUUUAUGUAGGAAAAUUGGGAAACGCAUAUUUCUACCGAAACACCAUAGCUGGUCAAACCGACUUCCUUUACGGGUUUGGAACGGCUUGGAUUCAAAACUCGACACUCUCCCUAAGAAACUGUGGCGGGGGAAUCACAGCGUGGAAAGGCGUAAACACCACCUUCCCUAACAAAUACGGAGUGUUCGUCUCCGACUCGACAGUUGUAGCAGCCAACAGUUCCAUUGCCCCCACCAUAGCUGGAAAAUGCUUUCUCGGGCGACCAUGGAAUUCGCAACAUUUAAGUGUGUUUUCAAAUACUUAUCUCGAUGCUACGAUAAACGGAGCAGGAUAUAAAAAAUGGUCGACCGAUCCGGCUCAGGAACAUUUUAACGCUAAUUGGACCAAGAUGGCUGAGUAUCAUAAUUCGGGUCCGGGUUUUGAUUUACAUGCUCGGAUUAAGGGCAAUGUCACGAUUGAGUUUACGGCUGACCAGGCCAGAAAGUAUGAGACGCCAAAAGAUGUGUUUAUGGAUGUUAAUGGGACUCAGCCAUUCAUUGACUGGAUUGAUAAAGAUGCUUAUACUUGGUAG
This is a messenger RNA of Hymenoscyphus albidus, 1254 nucleotides long. NCBI's taxonomy places the organism in Eukaryota, Fungi, Ascomycota, Leotiomycetes, Helotiales, Helotiaceae. The record is from the annotation of a GenBank genome assembly.